This is a messenger RNA of Ilex paraguariensis (yerba mate), 1185 nucleotides long. The record is from the annotation of a GenBank genome assembly. NCBI's taxonomy places the organism in Eukaryota, Viridiplantae, Streptophyta, Magnoliopsida, Aquifoliales, Aquifoliaceae.
AUGGAGAGUUCUCUGGUAGUUUUAGCCUUAGCAUGGCUAGCUGCAUUGGCCUUUAUCUCAAAGAAAAUCCGUGAACGAAAUCCCCCCAAAAGAAUUCCACCUGGUCCAAAACCAUGGCCUGUUGUUGGCAAUUUACACCAACUUGGUACCCUCCCACAUAUAACUCUCCACUUUUUUGCCAAAAAGUACGGUGAAAUUAUGCAGGUCAAAUAUGGUUCCCGCACAGUUGUGGUUGCUUCAUCCCCCAAAAUGGCAGAAGAAUUCCUCAAGACAUAUGAUAGUUUGUUUGCCUCUAGGCCUCCUCUUGCUUCUGGCAAAUACACUGGUUACGAUUUCCAAGACAUGACAUGGGCGCCAUAUGGACCGCACUGGCGAAAAGCACGCAGAAUUUACCUGUCAGAGCUAUUUAAUCCCAAUAGGCUUGACUCCUUCGAAUAUAUUCGUGUUGAGGAAAGGCUUACAUUCUUUGCUUCACUUUAUGCCCAGACAGGAAAUCCAAUAAUCCUCAAAAACUAUAUAAGGCGUUAUACUCUUUCCAGCAUAAGCAGGGUGGUAUUAGGCGACAAGUACUUCAGUGACCAUAAAACAGAAGAUUCACUAAUCUCAAUAAGUGAGUUUCAUGGGAUGAUAGAUGAGUGGAUGGUGCUUAACGGUGUACUCAACAUUGGGGACUGGAUACCUUGGCUGCGUUUCUUUGACGUGCAGGGAUAUGUGAAGCGAAUGAAAGUUUUAACAAAGAAGUUCGACAAGUUUCACAAUUAUGUGCUUGCAGAUCACAAGGCCAAGAAGGACUUGGCAGCCAAUAACUUCGUUCCUAAAGACAUGGUAGAUGUGUUGCUGCAGAUGACUGAGGAGGAUACUGAUCCUGAGGUUAAGCUCACCGUGGAAGCUGUCAAGGCGUUAGUCCAUUUUCGUCACUGGGGAAAAGGCCGAGAAGAGAAUAAAAGGCUUGUGCUUGAGGUGGCUCAGCAUAUAGGGGAGAAUAUGGUGAGGACCAUCGCUAUGGUUGGGAUUGAAGGGCUUGUUCGAGUAGCUCGGAAACAACGCCUUUCAGAGCGGGCAAAGGACUCCGAUGCAGUAACAAACCUUUCACGGGUUAAAAAAGGGUUAAUUGAUCUCAACUUGUCAUGGUGUAUGGCAUAUUUGUCAGCAUCAGCAGAGCAUUCCCAAAUUGGAUCCGAUUGA